Trypanosoma conorhini is the source of this 2640-nucleotide messenger RNA. Its product is annotated as putative ATP-dependent RNA helicase. Gene Ontology annotation, molecular function: RNA binding; ATP binding. The record is from RefSeq and is a predicted model, not a curated record. NCBI's taxonomy places the organism in Eukaryota, Euglenozoa, Kinetoplastea, Trypanosomatida, Trypanosomatidae. The transcript has a single exon. Gene Ontology annotation, cellular component: catalytic step 2 spliceosome. The coding region runs from base 1 to 2640 and encodes 879 amino acids. Gene Ontology annotation, biological process: mRNA splicing, via spliceosome.
AUGGCGAGCGCGACGGGGGAUGGCCACGGCGCGGGUGCGCCGGCGCCGCGCCUCUUUGACGGCCCCACCGGUGACGUCAACAUGGCCUUCCCGCACAAAGUGCGGCAGCUGCUCUCGGCGCGGGAUGCCGGGGGCGCGGCGCCCCCUGCGGCGGUGCGGGCCUCGCCGCUCUACGGCGCCGUCGUGCGCUUCGCAGAGGCGGGGCACGAGGGACAUCGCCCGCCGCCGCCGCCGCAGCAGCAGCAGCAGCGGCCCGACGGCGACGCGGCGGCGCGGAAAGCGGGGGCUCCGUCCGUGGGCGCUGCGCCGGUAGUGCCUCCGUCCCUCGCCCGCCGCGGUGUUGGGCCGCGGGAUCCGCUGCUGCAGCGCAAACUGCGACGGCAGCAGCAGCUGCAACCACCGGCCUCCGUCGCCCCCGCAAAUCCGUCGUCGCUGCCGUUGGUCACGGGGGAGGCGGUGGCGGGCGAGCACGAGCCACAGCUGGCACAUCCGCGGCAGGCGUCGCACUGGAGUCAACGUCCGCUGCAGGAAAUGACGCCGGCGGGGUGGGACGUGUUUCGCGCGCAGGUGGGGAUCGCUGUGGAGGUGGUGUCCCGCCGUCCAGCCGGCCAGCAGCAACCCGAGCAGCAGAGGCGACCUCUGCGGUACACCGCCGACGCACUUUCUCCGGUGCGCUGCUGGGAGGAGGCCCGGCUGCCGCUUGCGCUUGGAACGCUUGUCGCUCGCCGCUACGUGCUUCCGACGCCGAUUCAGGCGCAGUGUGUCCCGCUUCUCAUGGCGGCAGCGGCGACCCCAAGCGGAAGGGUUGACGUGCUUGGCGUGGCCGAGACCGGCAGCGGCAAGACUGCGGCCUACCUUGUCCCGCUCUUGGCGGACGUCCUGCGCCGCACCCCACGGCUGCUUGGCAAUGAGAGCCUCAUCUCACACGGCCCGCUGGCGCUCGUGAUGGUGCCCACACGCGAGCUUGCCGAGCAGGUGACGCGGGAGGCGCUGGACCUUGUGCACGGCGUCCCUGCCACAGAGUUGCGGCGACUGCUACAGGAGGAGUACAAGGACGCCGGCGGCGAGAGCGCGGCCGCGGGGCACAACACGCUGGACGAGAUUCGCGUGGUGAAGGUGGUGGGCGGGGAGGCGGUGGAGGCGCAGUACGAUGAGCUGGCGAGGGGCGCCCACGUGGUGGUUGGCACGCUGGGGCAGCUGGAGGCGCUGCUGCAGCAGCGGCUGCUCGCCCUGGGCAACACGCGCCUCGUCGUCAUGGAUGAGGCCGACCGCAUGAUUGAGGAGCACCAGAGGGACACGCUUGUCGCCGUGCUCGAGCGGUGUCCGCUGCCGCGGCAGACGGUGAUGUUCACCGCCACACUGAGCGCAGCCUGCGAGGAGGUGGCGCUGAAGUAUUUUUCGCCGGACGGCUUCGUCGUGGUGCGGGUGCCAAACCGCUGCGCAACCAUCACGCAGGUGUUUGAGAUGCUGCCUAGCGACGCGGGCGGGGCGCCGGCGGAGGCGACGACGAUCCCCGGCGUGGGCGAAGACGGGCACGGGACGUCACGCCAAACUUCCCAUCCACCGCCGCCGCUGGAGCGCCGCCGCCAUCCGCUGCUGCACCCCAUGAAGUUUGCCCGGCUCGUGGCGUACGUGGCGUACGCGGCCCCCCCGGUGGUGGUCUUCGCAAACGAGCGCCGCACCUGCGACGCCCUGUGCGAGGAGCUGCGUGCGGAGGCGGACCACCUCGCCGCGCUGGAGGAGAACUUCUCGCUGGAGGCGCUCGUUGGGGCGGCGCCGCCCGCCCUGCAGGGGACCUCCCACGACGGCGGCCAACCGCCGCGGCGGCGGCCCGCGCCGAACCUCGGCAACCUGCGCUCCACGGCGCUGGUGCACUCGGAGCAGUCGCAGCCGGAGCGGCGCCGCCUCGUCGACCUCUUCCGCCGGGGCGAGCGCCGCGUGCUCGUCACCACCGACCUCCUCGCCCGCGGCCUGGACGUGCCGAACGUGACGCUAGUGAUUAACUACGACAUGCCACGCGUCGAUCCCGCCGCGGCCGCGGCCAGUGCGGGGGAGGAGGCGGUGCAGAAGUACAUCCACCGCAUCGGCAGAACCGGCCGCGCGGGGGCGAGCGGGGUGGCGGUCGCUCUCUUGUGCCUUUCCUCUGCGCUGAUCCAGCGCGCCCAGCAGCACGUGCUGCGCGGCGACGACGCGGCGGCACAGCAGCCGCUUGGCCUGGCAGGCGUCUCCGCAAGGAGCAGGGCGCAGGAACUCGACAGACGCGAGCUGACAGGCACGAAGAAUGGCAACGACGUGGACGCAAACCUGCUCGCCCUGGGCGCCGCGGACGACGCGGACGAUAACGAGGGGGCUGAAGAGAAUGCGGAGGAGCCGCCGCGAACGCGUCGGCGGACGGAGCCGCCGCAGCGGGACGGCGCCGCGGGCGGCGCCCCCCCGCCGUCGUUUCCGCAGGACGAGCCGCUGCUGCAGCCGCUCUGGGCGUUUCUUGUGGGCUGCGCCGAGGCGAACGGCGCCGGCGGUGGGCGUGGCGCGGAGAUGAUUCGCCAGCAGCGGUGCCGCCUUGUGCAGGUGCCGCCCGCCCUCGUGGCGCUCAUGGAGGCCUUCACGCGGGGCUCCCCGUACGGCGCCAUCACGGCGUAG